GGACCAGCGAUACCGCUUCCGUUUAUGUUUAAUGAUGGUUCUGUUUAUCAAAACCUCCUUUCUCAAAUUGGAACUCGUUAAAACUUUUUAAUACGAAAAGUAUCUAUCGAAAAUUAAAAGUGCAUUUGUUUAUUUUAGUUCGGCAGUGCAUCGCUUUUCCUUGUUAAAAACAUAAAAAAAUCAAUAGUAAAAUCAGUAAAAUGCCAAGCAAAAAAGGAGGCACGCUCCGAAAAUAUAAGCAUCAGGAUAUGCUAAAUGCUGUUGCCGCCGUUGACCAGGGUCUGAGUCUCUAUAUGGCUGCUAAAACGUUCAAAGUUCCAAGAAGUACUCUGACAGGAUACUACGAAAAUAGGAACCGAUCGAGCCGAAGCGGUCAUAAGCUUACGUUUACAAACGAGGAAGAAAAAUCGUUGGUGGCCUUCGUACGAGAUUUACGAGGUCGGGGCAUGCUGAUGCGGCGAUCCGAUUUGGCAGGCGCCGCUCGUUGGAUUCUAGAAACGUAUCCCGUUAAUGGGGUUUUUCGCCAAAAUACGCUUCGAUCUAGUUGGCGUACGAAAUUUACGGCACGCCAUCCGGAAAUAAACCAUUUCCUUUAUGUGGAAGCAUUACAAAAAACCGCAGACAUCCCGGCUUCUCAGUGCUUUGAGAAAGUCUACCAAAACAUCAAUAUUCUAGAAGUGUUCGACUGUCCCGAACGCGUUUUCCGAUAUAGCGAGGUAUGUUUCAGUUCUAGUAAAUCACUGUUGAAGUACUUUGAAAAUGACCCGGAUAAAGGCCCUGAUAUGAUAACUACUGGCCUUAUUUCUUCAGCCAAAGGAGAGCUCACGUUCCCCAUGAUGGUGUUCCCUAGCAAAAAGCCAAUUUCUAUGAAGCUUGCCAAUACUGUUCCACCUUUCUAUGGUUGUUCCACGAGCCCAACUGGGUUGAUGUCUAAGGAAUGCUUUUAUCUGUUUGUGACCAGGGUGUUUUACAAAUACCUUAGACUUCGUAAUAUAAGUCUUCCGGUGAUACUAUUCAUUGAUGGUACAACGCAUAAUAUCACAUAUGAUCUGUGGCAAGCCUGUAGCAAACUAGACAUUUUUAUAUUGGCUAGCCACCCACCGGACAGUAUCAACGGUAAAAAACCAACCACGUCUGUUACGCCCCUGGUUCACUUUGUGUUGGACGAACUUGGUGUGGCACUGCGAAGCUGGAAAGAACUGAAUCCCGGGUCAACUAUCUCUGAUUUCAACUUUACGGAACUUUUCCGAAUGGCCACUAAAAAUGGCCCCACCAUGGCUGUGAUGCAAGAAGACUGGGAUCAAUUCGUCUUCUAUAAAUGGAUCUUGAAGAGAAGAAAUGUCGUCGGUGAAAUCGAGUUUGUCAGCACGGUUCCCAUUAUAACUCCUGUUAAAACUGAACUUUUUGAUCGUUCUACCUCCGAAGAACGAGAAGAAGAUUCAGAAUAGUCGAUCUUGAUUUUUUCUUUCAAAUAGAAAUGAAUGAAAUGCCUA
Uranotaenia lowii is the source of this 1493-nucleotide messenger RNA. RefSeq lists its product as uncharacterized. NCBI's taxonomy places the organism in Eukaryota, Metazoa, Arthropoda, Insecta, Diptera, Culicidae. The transcript is spliced from 2 exons. The coding region runs from base 201 to 1448 and encodes 415 amino acids. The record is from RefSeq and is a predicted model, not a curated record. Gene Ontology annotation, molecular function: DNA binding.